AUGGAGGCCAAAAGCAUGCUAAAACCAAGGAGGAGAAGCCAUCUUUCUCGGCUCAGAGAAUCCCAUAAGAUCUCGUGGAUCAAGAUCAAGACCAUCAUGAACAGCGUGCAGCUCCAAUUCUUCCCUCCAGAUUUAGAUUUUAGAAGCAGGAACGAUGCGAUUGUCGACAACCAGAACAACGCGGGCUCAAAGGUGGAACACGCGGUCAUGAAGAGCUUUGGGACUAGCAAAGUGACGGUGGAGGAGACUGCGAAACCCACAGCCGAAGUUGUGGGAAAAGUCGUGCGCAAGACAGCGGAGAAGGUUAAAGAGAGCAUGUCUGAUGAAGAUGAAGGCGAAGAGUCGAAAUCAGAGUUUAACGAAAAGAUUGGUCAAAUGAUGCCGCCAUAUUAG
Molecule: messenger RNA, 393 nt
Organism: Eucalyptus grandis
Lineage: Eukaryota; Viridiplantae; Streptophyta; Magnoliopsida; Myrtales; Myrtaceae
Exons: 2
Coding region: 1-393 (130 amino acids)
Source: RefSeq, a predicted model, not a curated record